AUGUCUUUGGCCCGUAUACUCCGGCCAGCGGUGCGCUCUCCACGCCUCUACACCCCACGCACACCCACCUACACAGCAUCCUCAUCAUGCCCGUCACGACGAACCUACGCCAGCCAAACGCCCGGCAACCCCGUCAUGGAAGUCUUCAACCGGAAAACCAAGCACCUGCAAAAGGACCGCGCCGCGCGAAAUAUCGAAGAGAGUCGCAAGACCGAUUACAUCAAGGACGAAGUUGCCACGCGACUCUGUGAGCGAUUGCUGGACAUCAAACGAACCUUCCCCCAAGUCCUCGACCUCGGCGCCAACAGCUGCAAUAUCGCGCGAGCCCUCACGAUGCCGGACCCCGACCCCGACGCUCCCACCGGAAGCUCCCCCCCCCUCAGCACACGCAUCUCCCACCUGACCUGCAUCGACACCUCGGAGGCCCUCCUGCACCGCGACGCCGACGAGCCCUUCAACUCCCAAAUGUCACUCACCCGACAAGUCGUCCCCAAUCUCGAAUCGCUCCCCUUCGCCGAAAACUCCUUCGACGCGGUCCUCUCCUCGCUCUCCAUCCACUGGAUCAACGACCUCCCCUCCCUCCUGGCACAAGUCAACUCGAUCCUGAAACCCGAUUGUCCGUUCAUCGCGGCCAUGUUCGGCGGGGAUACGUUAUUCGAGCUCCGGACGUCGUUGCAGUUAGCGGAUCUGGAGAGACGCGGGGGCGUGAGUCCGCAUGUGUCGCCGUUAGCGGAUGUCAAGGAUGUCGGCGGGUUGUUGAAUAAGGCCGGGUUUAAGAUGUUGACGGUCGAUGUGGAGGAUAUUGUGGUUGAGUAUCCGGAUACGUUUGCCCUGAUGCAGGAUUUGCAGGCGAUGGGGGAGAAUAAUGCGAUUUUGCAUCGCGAGUUGGGGCCUCUCUCGAGGGAGGUGCUCUUGGCGAAUGAGGCCAUUUAUCGCCAGUUGCAUAUGCAGGAGGGGGAUCGCGGGGUGCCCGCGACGUUUCGGUUGAUUUAUAUGAUUGGGUGGAAGGAGGGGGAGGGACAGGCGCAGCCGUUGGAGAGGGGGAGUGGACAGUUGAAUUUGAAGGAUUUGUUGGGCGGUGGUUCGUUCUGA
Messenger RNA from Aspergillus ibericus CBS 121593, 1092 nucleotides. RefSeq lists its product as uncharacterized. The transcript has 2 exons. Gene Ontology annotation, molecular function: S-adenosylmethionine-dependent methyltransferase activity. Bases 1 to 1092 code for a protein of 363 amino acids. The record is from RefSeq and is a predicted model, not a curated record. Lineage: Eukaryota; Fungi; Ascomycota; Eurotiomycetes; Eurotiales; Aspergillaceae. Gene Ontology annotation, biological process: mitochondrial respiratory chain complex I assembly. Gene Ontology annotation, cellular component: mitochondrion.